AUGGUGCAUGGGUGGCCUGAUCUUUGGUUCGGAUGGCGAAAUCCGAUCCAAGCACUGAGUUCGAUGAUGUAUCGCCUUAUUGUACCGGAUGUUCGUGGAUUUGGACAAAGCUCGACCCCACAAAGUGUUGAAAGUUAUGGCGCCAAAAAUAUUUGCAACGUUUUAAUUGCUUUACUAGAUGCACUAGAAAUUGCCAAGGCGGUAUUUGUAGGUCAUGACUGGGGUGGCCAUAUGGUUUGGAGAAAUUGUCUUUAUCAUCCGGAUCGAGCUAUCGCAGUAUGCGGCGUUUGUAAUACAUAUGAUCCACCACGGAAGAAAUAUUUGCCAUUAUGGAAACGCCUCUCCACGUCGAGCACUCACUGCGAAAACUUUCGGAAAUGGGUCUUUGAUCGACUAGUGUCCCUGUUAGAUACAUUGAUGGCCGUAGACUCAAAUGUAGACCACCUGAUGUUCACUCAAAGAUCGACGUUGCUAUCCGAAGCGGAGCUUAAUUACUAUAUUGAGCAAUACUCGGCUAGCAAGUUUUUCAGUACAUGCCAGACCUACGCAACGAGCAAAAUUGAGUUUCAGAACGAACAGGGAUUGCCAAGUGUGAUCAAUCAUCCUGCACUAUACAUUGGUGCUGCCAAAGAUGAGGUGCUUAGACCCAAGAUGGCGAAAGGCAUGAAUGCCUAA
Peronospora belbahrii is the source of this 675-nucleotide messenger RNA. NCBI's taxonomy places the organism in Eukaryota, Oomycota, Peronosporomycetes, Peronosporales, Peronosporaceae. The record is from the annotation of a GenBank genome assembly.